Dendroctonus ponderosae (mountain pine beetle) is the source of this 1076-nucleotide messenger RNA. It is a transcript of the gene PIG-C, whose product is annotated as phosphatidylinositol N-acetylglucosaminyltransferase subunit C. The coding region runs from base 100 to 996 and encodes 298 amino acids. NCBI's taxonomy places the organism in Eukaryota, Metazoa, Arthropoda, Insecta, Coleoptera, Curculionidae. The record is from RefSeq and is a predicted model, not a curated record. Gene Ontology annotation, cellular component: membrane; glycosylphosphatidylinositol-N-acetylglucosaminyltransferase (GPI-GnT) complex. Gene Ontology annotation, biological process: GPI anchor biosynthetic process. The transcript has a single exon.
ACAUUUUCAAUUCACAGAUCACAGAGUAACGUCUGUGAUCUGUGAUCUGUGUUUAAUUGUUUACUGACAUUGUGAAAUACAAGUGUUACGUGAGUGAAAAUGCCCCAAGGAGUCCCUCCUGGGGGACCCAAGAAAAAGCCAUGGAGGAAAAUCUUGUAUGAAAAGCAGGCCUACCCAGACAAUUACACUGACCACAACAUUUUCCUCAAAGACCUCAAAAAGAACAUCGAUUUCCAUGAAGUGAGUUUCCUUGAGGCCUGUUUGGGCGCCAAUUUGGUGCUGCAGGAAUUUUGCACGGUUGUCUUCUUCGCUGUGGUUUACAUGUACAUGGUAAGCCGAUGGAUAGAGUCCUGGGUGUUGCUCUAUGGUAUGACUUUCACUGGGUUUGUGUGCUUCGUGUUCUACAGAUGUAUUCGCUUGGUUAAGACCCCACAAGACUUCACGAUAGAUCGCAAAAAACACAGUCUUGGGCAUGAUGUAAGAACAGUGUUGACUUUUAUCGCUUUCGGUCAGCUAUUUUCGCCAGUGCUACACACUCUAACAGACACCAUAAGCACGGACACUAUCCAUACUAUGGCCUUUCUGAUGUUUAUAGUGCAUUUAGUGUUUUUUGAUUACGGAGUACCUGCAGCCAUAGUGUCUAAGAGUGUCUCCUUGAGUGCGGCAAUAUUUGCCUCAAUUUGCCUGGCCUCAAGGCUGGCUUCAGCUUCGGAAGCCUUUGUUUUGCUGGCACUGGCCACUCAACUGUUCGCACUCUCUCCCAUUCUGCGAAACCUUUUCAACCAUCACCCCAUCAUAACUGCCAUUCUGUUUUUGAUAGAUUUGCAUUUUUUACUACUCAUAUCUAGUGUAGGUGCAGUACUUUUUCUAUCAGCGGUUUUUCUGAUAAACCUCAUCUGUCCAGUCUUGUUUGUAAAAUACCAAAAGCACAAAGACAAUAUUUAUGGGCCCUGGGAUGAGGCCGUGGUGAAAGACGUGGAUAAUAUAAGGUUCUAAAUGACAACACAGUAUAUCACAUUUAUAGUGUAUUUCUUAAAUAAAUGCAGAAUAUCGCUGUUUAUGUACAAACAUAAAAA